UUCCAGGAAAGAUGGCGGACAAAACGCCUGGCUCCCAAAAAGCCAGCGCGAAGGCGCUGCUUGAGAGUAAACUGAAGUCAUUCAGCAUCGGAAAAAUGGCAGUAGCCAAAAGGACCUUAAGCAAGAAGGAACAAGAUGAAAUAAAGAAAAAGGAAGAUGAGCGGGCAGCAGCAGAGAUUUAUGAGGAGUUUCUUGCUGCUUUUGAAGGAGGAGGAGAGGGCAAAGUCAAGGCCUUCGUUCGGGGUGGUAUUGCAAAUGCAACAAAAGAGGAAGCAGCUGGUGAUGAGAAAAGGGGAAAGCUGUACAAGCCCAAGUCGCGUUUUGAAACCCAGACAAAAAGCAUCCUUCCUUUGGAGACCCCGCCGCAGUUUUUAGCAUUGGACAAAAGACAUUCGUCGAAAAAAACCAGUGAUAAGGAAAAGAAGAAGAGCAACUUGGAGCUCUUUAAGGAAGAACUUAAACAGAUCCAGGAAGAAAGGGAUGAAAGACAUAAGAUGAAAGGACGUGUUAGUCGCUUUGAACCGCUCCCUGGCAUGGAGGGAAGACGCUCAUCGGAUGGUUCUUCAAGAAGAAACCGUCCGUCCAGUGUUUUGGAUGAUUGCGCACCAGGUUCCCACGAUGUCGGAGACCCGUCCACUACUAACUUGUAUCUUGGAAACAUCAAUCCACAGAUGAACGAGGAGAUGUUGUGUCAGGAGUUUGGCCGCUACGGCCCACUGGCCAGUGUGAAAAUCAUGUGGCCGAGGACGGAUGAGGAGAGAGCCCGGGAGCGGAACUGCGGCUUUGUGGCUUUUAUGAACAGGAGGGAUGCUGAGCGGGCACUCAAAAACCUAAAUGGAAAGAUGAUCAUGAACUUUGAGAUGAAAUUAGGAUGGGGUAAAGGCGUACCCAUUCCACCCCAUCCCAUCUAUAUCCCUCCUUCCAUGAUGGAGCACACACUACCACCGCCUCCCUCUGGCCUUCCCUUCAAUUCACAGCCCCGGGAGAGGCUAAAGAAUCCAAGUGCUCCCCUGCAACCUCCACCCAAAAACAAGGAGGAGUUCGAGAAGACUCUGUCGCAAGCCAUAGUCAAAGUGGUUAUCCCAACAGAAAGGAAUUUGCUCUCUCUCAUCCACCGCAUGAUCGAGUUUGUGGUGCGUGAAGGCCCAAUGUUUGAAGCCAUGAUCAUGAACAGAGAAAUCAACAAUCCCAUGUACAGAUUUCUAUUUGAGAACCAGAGCCCCGCGCAUGUAUACUACAGGUGGAAGCUCUACUCUAUUCUCCAGGGUGAAUCUACGGCCAAAUGGCGGACAGAAGAUUUUAGGAUGUUUAAAAAUGGCUCUUUGUGGCGUCCGCCGCCUCUAAAUCCUUACCUCCAUGGUCCUUACGACGACGGUGAGGAGGAGGAGGAAGAGGAGGAGGCCGGGAAGAAAGGCUGCUUGAAAGAAGAGGAGCGGGACAAACUGGAGGAGAUGCUUCGGGCUUUGACUCCCAGAAGGGGAGACAUUGCGGAGGCUAUGCUGUUUUGUCUGAGCCGCGCUGAAGCUGCUGAGGAGAUUGUGGAGUGUAUCACAGAGUCCCUCUCCAUCUUAAAGACCCCUCUACCAAAGAAGAUUGCACGGUUAUAUCUCGUUUCGGAUGUGCUGUACAACUCUUCUGCCAAAGUUGCCAAUGCAUCUUACUACAGAAAAUAUUUUGAGACAAAACUCUGCCAGAUUUUCUCGGACCUCAAUUCCACGUACAAGUCGAUACAGGGCCACCUUCAGAGCGAGAACUUUAAGCAACGGGUGAUGUCAUGUUUCCGGGCAUGGGAGGAUUGGGCCGUGUAUCCAGAUCCCUUCCUUAUCAAGCUGCAGAACAUUUUCCUGGGUCUUGUUAAUCUUUCUGCUGAGAAGGAGCCUAUAGUUGUCCCUGUGGAGCCUGAACCCGUAGAAGACAUUGAUGGCGCUCCGAUCGGUGAGUUUGUAGACUGCACCCUGCUGGAGGACGUGGACGGGGUGCCCAUCGAUGCGAUGCCCAUUGAUGGGGCGCCGAUCGACGGAGCACUUUUGGAUGACUUGGACGGAGUUCCCAUCAAGCAAAUGGAAGAAGAUAUAGAUGGAAUACCUUUUGAUCAGGUUAAAGAGGCGACAUUUAAAGUGGCACCCUCGAAAUGGGAAGCAGUGGACGAGGCAGAGUUGCAGGCUCAAGCUGUGACAACCUCAAAAUGGGAGAUUUUUGAGCAGCCAGAAGAAGAAAAAAAAGUUGAUGAGGACAGCGAUGACGACGACCGGAGCCCUCGCUCAGACGAUAAUCAGAGCUACUCCAACCCCGUCAGAGACGACUCUGAUGUGAAGACCAAGAUGUCUGAAAUGAAUGAGGAGAAACGCAGCAAGCUCAGAGAGAUUGAGGUUAAAGUCAUGAAGUUCCAGGAUGAGCUAGAGUCUGGAAAAAGACCCAAGAAGCCCGGUCAAAGUCUCCAGGAGCAGGUGGAGCACUACAGGGACAAACUCUUACAAAAGGAAAAAGAAAAGGAAAAACUUGAACGGGAGAAAGAGAGGGAGAAGAAAGAAAAGGAGAAAGCUGAGGCCCGGUUGAAAGAACUAAAGAAGGAAAAGGAGAAAGACGACACGCCGACCAGAAAGGACAGGCGUUUACCUCUUGUGGCUGACAGGAAGCGGCAUCACAGCGGGUCUCCCAGUCCAACGAGAAGCAGUAGACGAGGCCGGUCAUCCUCACCACGCUCAGAAAGAUCAGAACGCUCUGACCGAUCUUAUUCUAAAGACACAUCUUCCCGCUCCUCACAUAAAGACUCUCCUCGAUCCAGCAACAAAAAGUCCUCCAAGAGAUCUCCAUCAUCACCUCGCACACCUAAACGAUCUAGGAGAUCGCGCUCCAGAACGCCCAAGAAGUCCACUAAGAAGACGUCCCGCUCCAGAUCCAGGUCCCCACACCGAUCUCACAAAAAGUCAAAGAAGAGCAAACACUGACAUCUCUUCCACCGACCUCCUAACCAGCCUCUCCCAUUCUCCGCACCACGGUGUAUGAAAGAGCGAUUUGGCAGCUGAAGAUAAGUCCAAACGUUGACGUAAGAACAGCAAAGAGCGGAGGGUGUUGCAUGGGUUUCCAUCGAGUGUAUCAAGUAGAUGGGGCCAUUGCUGUUUUAUAUUGUAAAAAGAUAAUGUGCUUGUGUGUCCUGAUUCCCCAUGACCUUCAAAUGGAAUUCAUCUAUGUGUUAGACCACACCAUACAGAGUGUGACGACAAGUCUUACAUUCAUGCUGUCAUUUUGUUUUUGUAGUUCACAUUAAAAAGAAUUCCUAAUAAAG
Messenger RNA from Cololabis saira (Pacific saury), 3286 nucleotides. RefSeq names its product U2 snRNP-associated SURP domain containing (gene u2surp). The coding region runs from base 12 to 2948 and encodes 978 amino acids. The transcript is spliced from 26 exons. NCBI's taxonomy places the organism in Eukaryota, Metazoa, Chordata, Actinopteri, Beloniformes, Belonidae. Gene Ontology annotation, biological process: RNA processing. Gene Ontology annotation, molecular function: RNA binding. The record is from RefSeq and is a predicted model, not a curated record. Gene Ontology annotation, cellular component: nucleus.